Molecule: messenger RNA, 1530 nt
Organism: Brettanomyces bruxellensis
Lineage: Eukaryota; Fungi; Ascomycota; Pichiomycetes; Pichiales; Pichiaceae
Exons: 1
Coding region: 1-1530 (509 amino acids)
Biological process (GO): tyrosyl-tRNA aminoacylation
Cellular component (GO): cytosol; mitochondrion
Molecular function (GO): RNA binding; tyrosine-tRNA ligase activity; ATP binding
Source: RefSeq, a predicted model, not a curated record
AUGCCCACAUUGCGAUUGCGAAAUUUAACCGAGGCAUUUAGUCGCAGGCUAUUCUCAACCAGUGGUCUUGUACGUACGUUUAAUGCUGGUAAAAUUUCACCAUUCAUAACCAAAUUAUUAAAGAGUAGGGACAUCACAAUUACGGAGAAAGACUGCCAGGCUGAGCUGAGGAAACCAUUGCUUGAUGUUUUACAUGAUAGGGGUCUCAUAAAAACUUGCAUUAAUGAGGAUGGCCUCCGGAAAAUAAUAGCCACAAAAAAAGUGGGGUUGUAUUGCGGUGCCGAUCCGACUGCUAAAUCUCUUCACUUAGGAAACCUCCUUCCUCUUAUGAUAUUGCUGCACUUCAAUAUACGUGGUCACAAUAUAUUCCCACUAAUCGGUGGCGCGACAGGAGCUGUCGGGGAUCCGUCUGGCAGGACUACCGAGAGAACAUCAAUGACUAAUGAUAGUAGAGCUGAUCACGUUUACAGAAUAUCACACCAACUUCUAAACUUCUUUCAAACAGGAAUUAAAUAUGCAUCCACUAGAAAUCCAGCUAUAGAUGAUACAAACUGUGGGGUGUUGGAUUUGAAAAACAAUUAUAAAUGGUGGGGAGAAAUGGGAAUGCUUCAAUUUUUAUCGACUUAUGGUAGAUUUAUAAGAGUGAAUCAAAUGUUAGCUCGUGACUCCGUGAAAAGAAGAAUUUCAUCGGAGCAAGGAAUUGGAUUUAAUGAAUUUACAUAUCAAGUGCUACAGGCCUAUGAUUUCUACUAUUUGAACAGAACUUACGGUGUGGAUGUUCAGGUAGGCGGCAAAGACCAAUAUGGUAACAUAGUAGCUGGAAUUGAUUUUAUCUCAAGACUUAACAAGGAGGACAAUAAAAACAACGGUAAGAAACAACAAAAUUCGUGCUUUGGAUUGACAGCACCAUUAUUAACAACUGCAUCGGGUGUAAAAUUUGGAAAGAGUGCGGGUAAUGCGAUUUUUAUUGACCCCGAAUUAACUCCAACAUUUGACAUAUACCAAUUCAUGUAUCGGGUGGCGGAUGAGGACGUGGAGAGAUUCUUACACAUGUUUUCACUUCUUCCAUUACCUGUUAUAGAUAAAGUCGUUGAGGCACAUAUGCAUGAUAAAUAUACGAGGUUUGGACAGACGGUGCUUGCUUGCGAGAUUUGCGACUUGAUUUAUGGUGAUGGUACCGGGCUAAUUAAUCACAAUAUGAGUAAGUUAAUAUUUGAAAACCCGAAGACUGUGGAUGCAGAUCAAAUAAUCGAGGCAUUCAGUGUGCAACCAGAUUUGUUAACCAAACUUACGAUGAAGCAGGCAUUGGGUCUCAGUGUACCAAAUUUGCUUUACAUAAUGUCCCAUGGUAUUAAAUCUAAAAAUCAUUUUAGAAGAAUGAUGAAAACAGGUGCUGUGAGAAAUGGAAAAUCGAGGAAGAUGAAACUCAUGGAUCCACGCAAUUUACUUAAGAGAAAAGAUCUCAUCGAUGAAAAAUUGCUUAUUUUAAAGGCAGGCAAGGACGUGUACAUUGCAGAAAUUACUGAGUAG